This is a messenger RNA of Epinephelus lanceolatus (giant grouper), 1735 nucleotides long. The record is from RefSeq and is a predicted model, not a curated record. NCBI's taxonomy places the organism in Eukaryota, Metazoa, Chordata, Actinopteri, Perciformes, Serranidae.
ACACACUUCCUCUAGCUGGCACCACCAUGGCUAGCGCAAGCUAAAUUGUGUACUUCACGUACAAUGUCGUUAGACAUAAAGAGGAGCGUUAGUGCGGUCGCUACAUAGUUUUUUUUUUAAAACAUCCUUCCAAAGCUUAUACGCAAUUUUUCAACUGUGCAGCAGUGGCUAUUCUUUUCAGAAAUGGACAACCGACUGUUAGCUACCAAGCUAAUGUAGCAACAUAACGUUCAGAUUCAUUGCUAGCUAAGUUAGCUAGUCGACCUGAGGAUAUACUGUACACGCUGACAGAUAACAUGGCAGAGUCAUCGCCGUUAUCAGGGGUUAAUGUUGUCCUCGUUAUGGCCUAUGGAAGCUUGGUGUUUGUGCUUCUGUUUAUCUUCGUCAAAAGGCAGAUCAUGCGUUUUGCAAUGAGAUCCCGCCGAGGACCCCAUGCUCCUAUUGGCCACAAUGCACCCAAGGGUUUGAGGGAGGAAAUUGACUCCAGACUGUCGAAGGUCCAGGACAUCCGCUUCGAACCUCGUCUCCUAUCAGAGGACGACGAUAGGCUGAAGCAAGGAUCACAGAUCAGUUGCUACAACUACCUGUACAGGAUGCAAGCUCUGGAUGCCAUCCGUGACUCAGGAAUUCCUCUGCAGGAGAUAAGCCGCUGUCCCAGCGCGUUUACUGGACGCAGCUUCAGGAACUGGCUGCUGGAGUUGCGCAACUCCCACUCUCUGAUCAAAAGCAGCCGCAGCGCGCUUAUUGACCGUUUACUUGAAGGCUAUGAUAGCGCUCGCCACGGGACAGGGGUGUUUGGGGAAGCUGAGUUUCUUGAUUACCAGCGGGCUCUCAACGAACUGGCUGAUGUGGUGAAAGCCUACUCCAGCACCACCAGCCUGGACCAGCAUCACCAGUCGGCAGCCAAGGACCUGACAGGCUCUCCUGUCCGGAGCACUCCCUCCACCAUCCAGGUCACCUACCUGCCCUCCACUGGCCAGCGCAGCAAGAGGCCCAAACACUUUCUGGAGCUCAAGAGUUUCAAAGACAACUACAACACACUGGAGAGCACACUGUGAGAGACUGCUGCUAUGGACCGCCUGGCACAAAAUGUGUGUGUGAUGUGUGUGAGUGCAAAAUGGUUACACAGAGUACCAGCAAAAGAAAAGUUGUAAGAUUUUGCUUGUUUUCAAGCUGAGCUUUAAAAUUGUACAAAUUCAGCUGGGAAAGCUUCUCCCUAAAGUCAGUUACAGAACAUUUUCGGGUUAUCUCAUUAUGUAGAUUAGUGGUUUUCAAAUUGUGGAGUGGGGGACAUAAACUUUUUCGGCUUCUGAAGGGAGGGGCAUAACAGAAAAAGUUUGAGAACCACUGAUGUAGAAAAAGAAAUGUCUCAUUUUUUAACAGUUGUUAAAGUCUUGCAGUCACAAGAUUUAUUCUGUCAUAUUGGUGAAACUUUUAUGUGCAUGUGUUACACUCAGCGCCUUUGUUCUUAUGUUGGACCUGAUGAGUGUGUUCAGAGGACAAAUACGAUUGUAGCCAACCUGGCAAACUACAAAGUUCAUGGAAAAUCACCUGCAUUUGUUUUUAUUUUUCCCAAAAGUCCAAAUGUAAAUAAGAGUGCACCUUUUGAUUUACUGUUUGUACAGAUGUAAGAUAUUUAUACAGCCAUUGAUAACUUAUUUAAUUAAUAUCGUGUGAUUUGUAUUUAUGUGAGCUUGUACAUUUUUGUGGCGUGAGAUAAAAGCUUUUCAACCCA